Aspergillus vadensis CBS 113365 is the source of this 446-nucleotide messenger RNA. RefSeq lists its product as uncharacterized. NCBI's taxonomy places the organism in Eukaryota, Fungi, Ascomycota, Eurotiomycetes, Eurotiales, Aspergillaceae. The coding region runs from base 153 to 383 and encodes 76 amino acids. The record is from RefSeq and is a predicted model, not a curated record. The transcript has a single exon.
CGCUGGGAAACGUUUUUACAUCCCAUACGGCUUUCGCUAAUUACACCCAAAUGUCAUACUACCGAAUCUGACUUGCGAUUCCUAACAGUUCAUGCUUCUGUGGUUUCGCUUAGUAUAGAUAAUAUGUGAAGAGGCCAGGAAUAUCGGUGACCAUGAGAAACUUUGAGGGAACAAGGUGUCGUGGAUUACUUGCGAUAACCAUGCUUCUCACCGAGGAUAGGCGUCAGCCAGAUUGCGGCUUGAUAACCAUGGGACCCGUGUUGCGGAUUUGCAUUCCUGAAGCAUUCUCAAUCCUGCUGGUGUACCACCUUCCCGGUUGUACAUGGAAAUUCUUGAAAAGUUGGUUGGCAGCGGGGUUGGUAACCGUUCCUCAUUGGGCUUGAUACACAGCACUGUACUCCAGAAUACUCCGUCGGGGUGGUAUCAAAAUCUUCGUCAUGGCAAGC